This is a messenger RNA of Pogona vitticeps (central bearded dragon), 6293 nucleotides long. The record is from RefSeq and is a predicted model, not a curated record. Lineage: Eukaryota; Metazoa; Chordata; Lepidosauria; Squamata; Agamidae.
GCUGGCGGCUGGGCCGGGCCUUCCCAGGAAGGGCAAGGGAAGGGGCCCGGCUGUUCUGACGUGUGCGUCUGGGAUUGGCAGCCUCUCCUCCAUAUAACCGACGGGAAGGUGCCUCGCCGUUUUCCCGGGAGCGCUUCGGGGCUUCUCCAGCAGGGCGAGCUGAGCAGGCACGGGCCGAACAGAAGCUGGCAGGCUGACAAACAGGCAGCUCACAGGACGGACUUUCUGGCUACUGACCAUUUAGCUGUGGCAUACCCGGAUUGCGUGUGGGUGGGAAAUCGACCAUGAGCUCCGUGGCAGUUUUGACCCAGGAAAGCUUUGCUGAACAUCGCAGCGGUCUUGCUCAACAGCAAGUGAAAGUUACAGCUUUAAAUGCUGAAGAAGAGAAUGAUCCUCCAACUUACAAGGAUGCCUUCCCCCCUCUCCCUGAGAAAGCAGCAUGCUUGGAGCCAGCCCAGGAACCUACUGGUGCCUGGAGCAAAAUCCGACCAAUCAAGGCUUCUGUUAUCACUCAGGUGUUCCAUGUGCCACUGGAAGAGAGAAAAUACAAGGACAUGAACCAAUUUGGAGAAGGGGAACAAGCUAAAAUCUGCUUGGACAUCAUGCAGAAGACAGGGGCUCACCUGGAAUUGUCUCUUGCAAAGGACCAGGGGCUCUCAAUCAUGGUCUCUGGCAAGCUAGAAGCAGUGAUGAAGGCUCGGAAGGAGAUUGUAGCUCGGCUUCAGACACAGGCUUCGGCAACAGUGCCUAUUCCUAAGGAACAUCAUCGCUUUGUGAUUGGUAAAAAUGGAGAGAAGUUGCAGGACCUUGAGCUCAAAACUGCCACUAAGAUCCAGAUCCCCCGCCCGGAUGACUCCAGCAACCAAAUCAAGAUCACUGGCACCAAGGAAGGGAUUGAGAAGGCUCGACAUGAGAUUCUGCUGAUUUCUGCUGAGCAGGAUAAACGUGCAGUAGAGAGGCUUGAGGUAGAGAAGGUAUACCAUCCUUUUAUUGCUGGCCCUUUCAACAAGCUGGUGAGUGAGAUCAUGCAGGAGACAGGGACUCGCAUCAACAUCCCACCUCCCAGUGUUAACCGGACAGAGAUAGUCUUCAUUGGAGAGAAGGAGCAGCUGGCCCAAGCUGUGGCUCGUGUCAAGAAGAUCUACGAGGAAAAGAAAAAGAAGACUACCACCAUUGCUGUGGAGGUGAAGAAGUCCCAACAUAAGUAUGUUAUAGGCCCCAAGGGGAAUUCCCUGCAGGAGAUCUUGGAGAAAACUGGAGUCUCGGUCGAGAUCCCACCCACUGACAGCAGCUCGGAGACUGUGAUACUGCGUGGUGAACCGGAAAAGCUUGGGCAGGCACUCACUGAAGUGUACGCCAAGGCCAACAGUUUCACAGUCUCCUCUGUCUCUGCCCCCUCUUGGCUUCAUCGUUUCAUCAUUGGCAAAAAAGGGCAAAACCUGGCCAAAAUCACUCAACAGAUGCCAAAGGUUCACAUAGAAUUCACAGAAGGGGAGGAUAAAAUCACUCUGGAGGGACCCACGGAGGAUGUGAAUGUGGCUCAAGAACAAAUUGAGAGCAUGGUCAAAGAUCUGAUCAACCGGAUGGAUUAUGCUGAAAUCAAUAUUGACCAUAAAUUCCACAGACAUCUCAUUGGAAAGAGUGGAGCCAACAUCAACAGGAUUAAGGAUCAAUACAAAGUAUCUGUGCGAAUCCCUCCAGACAAUGAGAAGAGCAACCUCAUCAGAAUUGAAGGAGACCCCCAGGGAGUUCAAGAGGCAAAGAGAGAGCUGUUGGAACUCGCAUCACGUAUGGAAAAUGAACGCACUAAGGACCUGAUAAUUGACCAGAAAUUCCAUAGAACUAUCAUUGGGCAGAAGGGUGAACGGAUUCGGGAAACCCGUGAUAAAUUUCCAGAGGUUAUUAUCAACUUUCCAGAUCCGUCACAUAAAAGUGACAUUGUCCAACUUAGGGGACCCAAAAAUGAGGUGGAAAAAUGCACAAAAUAUAUGCAGAAGAUGGUGGCGGAUCUGGUGGAAAACAGCUAUUCCAUUUCUGUUCCAAUCUUCAAACAAUUCCAUAAGAACAUAAUUGGCAAAGGAGGCGCAAAUAUCAAAAAGAUCCGUGAAGAAUGCAACACCAAGAUUGAUCUUCCAGCAGAGAACAGUAAUUCAGAGACUAUUGUCAUCACGGGGAAAAGAGCCAAUUGUGAAGCUGCUCGCAGCCGGAUUCUUUCUAUCCAAAAAGAGUUGGCUAACAUUGCAGAAGUGGAGGUCUCCAUUCCUUCCAAGCUGCAUAACUCACUCAUUGGUGCCAAAGGUCGUUUCAUCCGCUCCAUCAUGGAGGAAUGCGGUGGGGUUCACAUCCACUUCCCCACGGAAGGCUCUGGUAGCGAUACUGUCACCAUAAGGGGGCCAGCCCAGGAUGUCGAGAAGGCCAAGAAACAGCUUUUGCAAUUGGCAGAGGAGAAGCAAACAAAGAGUUAUACUGUAGAAUUGCGUGCCAGGCCGGAAUACCAUAAAUUCUUGAUUGGCAAAGGAGGUGGCAACAUUCGCAAAGUACGUGAUAAUACUGGUGCAAGGAUUAUCUUCCCCACUUCAGAGGACAAAGAUCAAGAGCUGAUUACCAUCAUGGGAACAGAGGAAGCUGUCAAAGAGGCCCAGAAGGAGCUGGAAGUGCUCAUCAAGAAUCUGGAUAAUGUAGUUGAAGAUUCCAUGACUGUGGAUCCCAGGCAUCACCGUCACUUUGUCAUCCGGAAAGGGCAGGUGCUACGGACCAUUGCAGAAGAGUAUGGGGGUGUGAUGGUCAGCUUUCCACGCCCUGGCACACAAAGUGACAAAGUUGCCCUUAAAGGAGCAAAGGAUUGUGUUGAGGCAGCAAAGAAACGCAUCUUGGAGAUUAUUGAUGACUUGGAAGCCCAAGUGACAAUUGAAUGCACCAUUCCUCAGAAGUAUCACCGCUCUAUUAUGGGCCCAAAAGGUUCCAGGAUUCAGCAGAUCACUCGAGAUUAUGGUGUUCAGAUCAAAUUCCCAGACCGGGAGGAGAAUGUUGCUCCCACAGCAGAGCUAGCAGUGCAGGAGGAUGGCAAAGAGAACGGUGAAGCAAAAGAAUGCAAGGAAACAGAUCCUGGUUCCCCAAAGAAGUGUGAUACCAUCAUCAUCUCUGGUCGUCAAGAAAAAUGUGAGGCAGCAAAAGAGGCCCUGCAGGCUCUUGUUCCAGUUACCAUUGAAGUGGAAGUUCCCUUUGAUCUUCAUCGUUUCAUCAUUGGUCAGAAGGGUGUUGGCAUCCGGAAGAUGAUGGACGAGUUUGAGGUCAACAUCCAAGUUCCUGCUCCAGAGCUUCAGUCCAACAUAAUCUCUAUAACUGGGCUUGCUACUAAUCUUGACCGUGCCAAAGCCAGGCUUCUGGAAAGAGUGAAGGAGCUGCAGGCUGAACAAGAAGAUCGGGCCUUGCGAAACUUUAAGUUGACUGUUACUGUGGAUCCCAGAUAUCACCCUAAAAUCAUUGGCAGGAAAGGUGCUGUAAUCACUCAAAUCCGCACAGAACAUGAUGUAACUAUACAGUUUCCAGACAAGGAUGAUGAAUCCCAGGCCCAGGAUCAGAUCACCAUCACUGGAUAUGAAAAGAAUGCUGAAGCUGCCCGAGAGGCUAUCAUGAAGAUUGUUGGAGAACUGGAGCAAAUGGUUUCUGAAGACAUCACUCUGGACCAUCGUGUUCAUGCCCGCAUUAUUGGGGCACGUGGGAAAGCUAUCCGCAAGAUCAUGGAUGAGUUCAAGGUGGAUAUCCGUUUCCCCCAGAGUGGGGCUGCUGAUCCAAACUGUGUGACUGUGACCGGGCUCCCUGACAACGUGGAGGAAGCUAUUGAUCAUAUCCUGAAUCUGGAGGAAGAAUAUCUGGCCGAUGUAGUUGACAACGAGGCAAUGCAAGUCUACAUGAAACCACCUGCUCAUGAAGAAGCUAAGGCUGCCUCAAAGGGAUUUGUUGUGAGAGAUGCCCCUUGGACAGCAGGAAACACUGAGAAGGCCCCUGACAUGAGCAGUUCUGAAGAUUUCCCAAGCUUUGGAGCUCAGGUGGCCCCAAAGACUCUGCCUUGGGGUCCCAAGCGGUAAUGACUUGGAAACAGCAAUCUUGUCCAGCCACCUGCCACAGGGUUUCCCUUUCUGAAUUCUGACCUGGUGGCUGGAUCUAGUGCAGAUUGCCCAAUGGGGGUCUCUUAAUGAAACUAGAGUGCUACCCCUCUUGAGGUUUUCUAAUGUCCUGUGCUUUAGGCCUCACUAUGCUUCAGUUUGACAUUUUCCUUUCUCCUUGCCCUGGAGGAAACUUCUCAUGUUGAAUCCAAACUAAAAUACAUUGUUUUUCUUCCAAAUUUCAAACUCUCACUUCAUGUUGGCCUUGCUGUAGUAGCCAGACCUCUGCAGAUACAUCUAUAAAGCACUCUAGCCUCCUUUAGGAGAUCUCCUUAUACUGCAGCUAGGAAUCUACUUCCUGUCUCUCAACCUCAGGAAAUGCAUUUCCUUGACUUUCUACAAAGCCAAAAUAUUUGCUCUUUCCCUUCCUGCUCUGUUUGUCCAAAGCCUUACCUUUGUAGAGUGCAAUCAUUUCCUCCUCUCAACUACCAUCCCUUUCUCAUCCCCCCAGUAUUGGCCAGAAUGGGUGGGAAACAUUGGAAGCCACCCCAAAAGCUCCGACAGGAUCGUGGCCUUGUCUGUGCUAGUCUGCAGCACAGAGCACACCAAAAUUCUUCAUUUAUCGGUGUGAGUUUUGAAUUGCAGCUUGUCACCAGUCUUCUCCCUCAUCACAUUCUUUUGUUCUUCCUUCCCAACAGUAGUAUGGCUAAGUGGAGCCAGAAAACUGACAGUAUUAUCGGGUCUCACAGAACUUGGUUGAACCAAAAGUGCCAUGGUAGCAUGCUGCAGAAAAGGGUGGGUGAAUUAGCUUAGAAUGAAGAGAGUACAUUUCCCACCUCCCCUGCCCCUACUUGAGUGUAAUGGCAUUUACAUACCAGGGUUAAAGAGUAUGUCUUUUGCUUUUUACUAUUGCCUUCUUUCUACCUCAAGCCAGUAUGACAGUGGCCUGCUUCUUCAGACAAAGCUCUUCUUGCUUCCUGUUAUCAUGACUAUUGUUCCUCUCCGAGGAGUGUCUCUGUGGCUUCAGCCAAGGUAUAUGGUAUCAAAUGUCCCUUCCCGCAAAGACGGUCUUAAUCACUGCCACGCAAUUUUGCCUGUACUCUUGUGACAAAGGUUAGGCCUUGGAGGGAGGCAGGUCGGUAACCAGUGGCACUCACUUAAAUCGAAGCAGCUGAUUGCAGUUUAGUCUUAAAAAUGAAGCCACUCCUGGGGAGGGGAGGGGAGGGGAAGGAGAGAACACUGAUUAUGAAGUGAUGAAUCUUUGGCCCUUUGUGUGUUUGGCCUUUUAACUGCCAGAAGCCCCAGCCAGCAUGGCCAAUGAUAAAAUUUGGGAGUCACCUGAAGGGCUAAAAGUUCCCUAACCUGAUCUACUACAUUCUUCAAAAGCUUUUUGUAGUCCUGCAGCAAGCGUUCUGUCCUGUUCUCUUAGGAGCGGUAAUUGCUGCUUUCUAGCUGUUGCCAUAAACUGAUACAAGGCUACUUGUAUUUUAUAGCUGCUCUUCCUGCCAUUACACAGUUUUCUGUCCUUUUCCUGCCGAAGGUGCUGGUGGCAGUGCUGGGUCUGGUGCCAAUUCUGCUCUCUGCUUCCCUUCCCACCCACCCCAGAGCUUUUCUGAGCCAUUAGCUAAGAUCCUAGCCCCAAGGUCAUUUAUGCCCCAGAAUGCAGACGGGGCAUAGGAUGAUAAAGUCCUUGUCUUUCGAGACCUUUUGUGCCCAAGAGAAAGGAAAAAGCCUCUUGCUUUUGCUAAGACUGGGUGAAGGGGCAGAAAUCAUUUCUCUAAGGCAAUUCCACCUGGGGCCAGGACAAGCCCUAUUGCCACCUGAGCAGGAGACUGAAACAGGGUAGUAGUGUGUAAUGUCUUGCCAGUGGUACCUGGUGUCCUGAAUGUCACACAUCACUUGCACAUGUGUUUUAGGCUUGAACUGCCAUUGAGCAUGGCUCUAACCCUGUCAUUUGUUCCAACUGUUGAGUGUACUCUACCCCUUUGUUGCCUGUAGCGUGCAGCAGAUGCUCUAUGGAGGUGUGCUCCAUGUCCUCUUAAUGUCUUCCAUAUUAUGUUUCCAUGGCAAUGAUCCCUUGGCCUUAACUUUGGAAUUUGGAGAUUAUAUGCAAAACAUGUAUAAAGGCUCAUGAGUAUGGAUGACACUGGAAUUUUAUAAAUUCUAAAAAAUAAAACCUGAAACAGC